Messenger RNA from Zonotrichia leucophrys gambelii, 3008 nucleotides. RefSeq names its product copine-5-like. The record is from RefSeq and is a predicted model, not a curated record. Gene Ontology annotation, cellular component: plasma membrane. Gene Ontology annotation, molecular function: calcium-dependent phospholipid binding. NCBI's taxonomy places the organism in Eukaryota, Metazoa, Chordata, Aves, Passeriformes, Passerellidae. The coding region runs from base 4 to 2076 and encodes 690 amino acids. The transcript has 21 exons. Gene Ontology annotation, biological process: cellular response to calcium ion.
AGGAUGCCUGCAGGCGGUGCGAGGGUAGAUCGCAGGAAUCUGGGGGUGAUUCCGAAAAUUUCGGGGCGAUCCCGUGGGCAGUAUCGACGGUCCGUGGGGGUACCGGGGAAGGGGAGGCGGCCCUGGGGGCGAUCCCGGAGGCGGUCCCGAGCUGGUCCCGGUUUCCCCACUGGCGGUCGCGAAGAAGACUCUGGGGCACUCCCUCGGUGCGCGGCCGGGGCCGGUGCCGAGAGCCCCGGGCGGUGCCAAAGGCGGUCCCGGUCUCCCGGCGGGUGGUCCCGAAGAAGACUCCGGGGCACUCCCUCGGUGAGGGGCCGAGGCCGGUGCUGGGAGCCCCGGGCGGUGCCAAGGGCGGUCCCGGGGCGGAGCCGAUCGCGAUCGUGGUGCUGGUGCCGGUGUCGGGGCAGCGACGGAGCCCGGGGCAUGGCGGGCCUGGGCGCCUCGGAACCGGGCACCGGAUCCAGUCCCGUCCCGGCCACUCGCGUGGAACUCACGGUGUCCUGCAGGCAGCUCCUGGACAGGGACACCUUCUCCAAGUCGGACCCAAUCUGUGUGCUGUACACGCAGCGCCCUGGCAGCCACCAAUGGCGGGAGUUUGGCCGGACCGAGGUCAUCGACAAUUCCCUGAAUCCUGACUUCCUGCACAAGUUUGUCCUCGAUUAUUGCUUUGAGGAGCGGCAGAAUCUGCGCUUUGACCUGUAUGAUGUGGACUCCAAGAGCCCUGACCUCUCCAAGCAUGAUUUCCUGGGCCAGGCAUUCUGCACCCUGGGGGAAAUCGUGGGCUCAGCCGGCAGCCGCCUGGAGAAGCCCCUGACCAUGUGUCCCUGCAGGAUGGGAACAGCCACCAUGCACCCCCGGGGCAGAAGACUUGCCCCAGCUGCCUCCCAUGGUGGCAUUCCGGGGAAGAAGUGUGGCACCAUCAUACUCCUCGCUGAAGAGUUGGGAAACUGCCGGGACGUGGCCACACUCCAGUUCUGCGCCAACAAGCUGGAUAAGAAGGAUUUCUUUGGAAAAUCUGACCCCUUCAUGGUCUUCUACCGCAGCAACGAAGACGGAACUUUCACCAUCUGCCACAAGACAGAAGUGGUGAGGAACACACUGAACCCCGUCUGGGCAGCCUUUGCCAUUCCUGUGCGUGCCCUCUGCAAUGGGGACCAUGACCGAGCCAUCAAGGUGGAGGUAUAUGACUGGGACCGUGAUGGCAGCCACGACUUCAUCGGGGAGUUCACCACCAGUUAUCGGGAACUGGCACGAGGCCAGAGCCACUUCAACGUGUACGAGGUGGUGAACCCCCGGAAGAAGAUGAAGAAAAAGAAGUACCUGAACUCUGGGACAGUGACACUGCUGUCCUUCACUGUGGAGGCUGAGCACACCUUCCUGGACUACAUCAAGGGCGGGACCCAACUCAACUUCACAGUGGCCAUAGACUUCACGGCAUCCAAUGGGAACCCCUCACAGCCCACGUCCCUGCACUACCUGAGCCCCUUCCAGCUGAAUGCCUACAGCCUGGCACUGAGGGCCGUGGGGGACAUCAUCCAAGACUACGACAGUGACAAAAUGUUCCCAGCCCUUGGCUUUGGUGCCAAGGUCCCCCCGGAUGGGCACGUGUCCCACGAGUUCCCACUGAAUGGGGAUGCAUCAAACCCGGCAUGUCAUGGCAUUGCGGGGGUGCUGGAGGCGUAUCAGCGCAGCCUGCGCCAUGUGCAGCUCUACGGCCCCACCAACUUUGCCCCUGUCGUCAACCAUGUUGCCCGCUCGGCAGCCACGGUGCUGGACGGAUCCCAGUACUUUGUCCUCCUCAUCAUCACCGAUGGUGUCAUCUCUGACAUGGCCCAGACCAAGGAGGCCAUUGUCAAUGCUGCCAAAUUGCCCAUGUCCAUUAUCAUCGUGGGGGUUGGCCAGGCCGAGUUUGAUGCCAUGGUGGAGCUAGAUGGGGAUGACAUCCGCAUCUCUUCCCGUGGCAAAGUGGCUGAGCGUGAUAUUGUCCAGGUCUCAACAGUAAAAAGCCCCAAAGGUGCCUUUACUGAUUGGUUUCAAAAAGAACCUUCUUUGAGGAGCUUCAGCCUCCUCCACUGAAACUUCAAAUUUCUGCCUGAUGCUCAGGACUUUGUACUGAAACAACUGCCCGAUCUCUUGAUUGCCCAACUUUUCCCCACGUCAGGUCUUACAUCUAUCGGGACUUGAACACACGAAGCCUCGGCCUAAGAAUCCAGGUCGUGCCUGACUCCCUCAGUCAGGAAAAACAACUGCCUGAUUUUUAGUUUGCCUAACCCGCCAAUUUUUAGGCUUCACUGUAUGUGGAAGUCCAUCUGGAAAUCCUUCAGUUUUUGCCUCACAAUUGUCAUGAGACCACCCCGAAGGGUUAAAAACUGUUGAGCCAGUUGGGAAAGAAAGUCUCAUGCGUAUUUAGCGUAUUUACAGAUGGUGUCUGCAGAACAUGCCAUGCUGUACUUGAAGGGGGCAUGCUGCCCUGUUCUGAACAAUGGAACUGGACUUUCUUCCAAACUUCAGGCCUGGCUGGACUGAGCUCUGGGGUGGCUCCCCUCCCCUCCAAGAGAAGACCCCUCUUGCCUGUCUUCAACCACCGUGACGGACCAACAGAGAUGCGAAUCCCCUCAUCAAAGAACCCCUCUGGCACCCUAUUGGCACCCCCCUGGCCACCUCCUUCCAGAGACUGGGACUGUACCCCCUCCCAACUCAGGGAAGGGGGAGAACCUGCCCAGAGUAAAUGUACCUGGGAGCAUUCGGCCAUGAAAACAAUGGAAUAAUUUCGGCCACCCUUCCCCCAACCAAGAACAGUAUAUCUGGGGUUCGGUUCGACUGCCUCUCUGAGAAUCUCCCCAAGACGUGUACCAGCGAGCAUCGGCGGCGGGACCCCGAAGGCAUCACACCUUGGUAGCUAUACCCCAUUCCCUAACUUUCUUUCCUCCCUUUUUCCCUUGUCCUACCCUUCUCUUCCCCGGAUCCUCUAACCUAAUGCAUAUUUAGCUGUGGUUACCAUCAAUAAA